Propithecus coquereli (Coquerel's sifaka) is the source of this 1618-nucleotide messenger RNA. Its product is annotated as potassium voltage-gated channel subfamily D member 3. Gene Ontology annotation, cellular component: neuronal cell body; voltage-gated potassium channel complex; membrane. NCBI's taxonomy places the organism in Eukaryota, Metazoa, Chordata, Mammalia, Primates, Indriidae. Gene Ontology annotation, biological process: protein homooligomerization; potassium ion export across plasma membrane. Gene Ontology annotation, molecular function: A-type (transient outward) potassium channel activity; protein binding. The record is from RefSeq and is a predicted model, not a curated record. The transcript is spliced from 2 exons. Bases 480 to 1589 code for a protein of 369 amino acids.
GGAGAGAAAUGGCUGAGAGUGGAAACCAGGAGCGGUUUGGGGCGCUUCGCAAAGUUCUCCAGCCCCGCAAGCUGGCGAUGUGCCUACCAAAGGCUGGGGACCCGUACGUCUGGUCCUGCCCGACGCUGCUUCCACCCCGCGAGCUCUGGGAAAGGUCUCUGCGUGACAUCGAGGGCCAUCGCGGCCCUGGGGAGGGGAGUUCAGAAAGACUCACUUUGCGAGGUGUUUACACUGGGGGUGGGGGUGGAGGGGCUGGGCGAAGUUACCUGGAAUCAACUAAAUUCCUGUGCUUGCUUAGUGUUGACAUUUGAAUCAGGUCCAAGAUGUUCUGCUUUUAGCCCGGGCAGCCCUGAUAUAUUAGCAACAGGCAGAGGUUCCAGACCUGGAAUUCUUACAGCAAGGAAAAGGGGUCGCUGAACUAACUCCAAGCUGGUGUGCAAAGUGUCCGCGCAGCUGCCGGCCCAGGAGCUGGAGUGGCCAUGGCGGCCGGAGUUGCAGCCUGGCUGCCCUUUGCCCGGGCCGCGGCCAUCGGGUGGAUGCCGGUGGCCAACUGCCCCAUGCCCCUAGCCCCGGCCGACAAGAACAAGCGGCAGGAUGAACUGAUCGUCCUCAACGUGAGCGGGCGGAGGUUCCAGACCUGGAGGACCACGCUGGAGCGCUACCCGGACACGCUGCUGGGCAGCACGGAGAAGGAGUUCUUCUUCAACGAGGACACCAAGGAGUACUUCUUCGACCGCGACCCGGAGGUGUUCCGCUGCGUGCUCAACUUCUACCGCACGGGAAAGCUGCACUACCCGCGCUACGAGUGCAUCUCCGCCUACGACGACGAGCUGGCUUUCUACGGCAUCCUCCCCGAGAUCAUCGGCGACUGCUGUUACGAGGAGUACAAAGACCGCAAGAGGGAGAACGCUGAGCGGCUCAUGGACGACAACGACUCGGAGAACAACCAGGAGUCCAUGCCCUCGCUCAGCUUCCGCCAGACCAUGUGGCGGGCCUUCGAGAACCCGCACACCAGCACCAUGGCUCUGGUCUUCUACUACGUGACUGGCUUCUUCAUUGCCGUCUCGGUCAUCACCAACGUGGUGGAGACGGUGCCGUGCGGCACGGUGCCGGGGAGCAAGGAGCUGCCGUGCGGGGAGCGCUACUCGGUGGCCUUCUUUUGCCUGGACACCGCCUGCGUCAUGAUCUUCACGGUGGAGUACCUGCUGCGGCUCUUCGCCGCGCCCAGCCGCUACCGCUUCAUCCGCAGCGUGAUGAGCAUCAUCGACGUGGUGGCCAUCAUGCCCUACUACAUCGGCCUGGUCAUGACCGACAACGAGGACGUGUCCGGGGCCUUUGUCACGCUCCGCGUCUUCCGCGUCUUCAGGAUCUUCAAGUUCUCCCGCCACUCCCAGGGCUUGCGGAUCCUGGGCUACACACUGAAGAGCUGUGCCUCUGAACUGGGCUUUCUCCUCUUCUCCCUCACCAUGGCCAUCAUCAUCUUUGCCACUGUGAUGUUUUAUGCUGAGAAGGGCUCCUCGGCCAGCAAGUUCACGAGCAUCCCUGCCUCUUUUUGGUACACCAUUGUCACCAUGACCACACUGGGGUAAGUCAGCGCUCGUGGACAAGACGAGGGCAG